Messenger RNA from Rhinolophus ferrumequinum (greater horseshoe bat), 4563 nucleotides. It is a transcript of the gene NR1I2, whose product is annotated as nuclear receptor subfamily 1 group I member 2. Bases 1212 to 2480 code for a protein of 422 amino acids. Gene Ontology annotation, molecular function: nuclear receptor activity; zinc ion binding; RNA polymerase II cis-regulatory region sequence-specific DNA binding. Lineage: Eukaryota; Metazoa; Chordata; Mammalia; Chiroptera; Rhinolophidae. Gene Ontology annotation, biological process: cell differentiation; negative regulation of transcription by RNA polymerase II; positive regulation of transcription by RNA polymerase II. The transcript has 10 exons. The record is from RefSeq and is a predicted model, not a curated record.
AACUGACUGGCUGAGGUUGACUGGCUAAGCAACCUCAAUUGUAAACAUGAUCAGUAUUUGGUUAUCUAUCCAUGGAAUAGGCACAGUUUUUCCAGGAGAUGAGCCAACUCAUGGGUCAGAGGUGUUCUCCAUCUGACCCCUAAAUUUACAUUUCAUUCAAGAGUCUCAUGCAAUAUUGUGGAGCAAAGGAAUUUAACAGCUACAGCUGUUGAGAGAAGGUAAUGAUCAUAUUAUUAUCUAUACAUUAUAGUGUUUUAUCAAAAAUAUAAAAUUCCAAAUUCUUAGUUUUUAGAUAAUUCCAAUUUAUUAAAACCCAGUUAUCUCUUUGCUAUCAAAAUAUAAUUUAUCUCAUCAUGACGUCUGCCAUCAUCAUGUGUUUAAAUUUUACAAAUUAAAAUUUAAGAGGUUUUACUCAUUUAAGAGUUAAUUCAUUUAACAAUAAAUUAAUAGUAAGCAUGGGUUUCAUUUAAUGGUAGCAUAAGCAGCAGGGAAGUUUCUCUCAAGGUGGUUGUGAGCUGAUUUUUUUUUUCUCCUUUUCAAUAAAAGCAGGACACUAAUUAAAGCAGUGUUAGGAAAGACCAUCUUUAAAAGAAUGAUUGAACCAACCUGAGCACCCACCCAAUGAAUUUGGUACAAGGCGGUAUAUAAAAGACAGUGAAGACGUCUGAGAGAAAAAAGUGGGGGCACAUAAUGAGAGUAAAUACGGUAAUCUGUUCAUUUGCUCACUGGAGUGCUGGACUUGGGACUUAGGAGUGCCAGAUGGGGCCACUUAGAGAAGACAUCUGACCUGGCCUGAAAUGUAGGUGAGAGACAAGAUUGGCUCAUAUCCUGGGGAAUAAUAACCUAUUCUACCACGAGGAAGAGGAAGCAUUGCCUCAGGCUCUGCCUACAAGGGAAGUGUUCACCUUCAAAGGCCAGUGACCAAGCUAAUGGGGGGCUUGAUGUUCUGAUUGAUCCUUUGUUCCUGAUUGUUCAAAGUGGACCCCAAAGGAGAAGUCACAGCAAAGAAUUUAUCACCCAGCAGUCCCCGAGGCCCAGAAGCAAACCUGGAGGUGAGACAUGAAGAAAGCUGGAACCAUACUGACCUUGUGCACUGCAGAGAUGCAGACUCCGCUCCUGGAAAGCCCACGGUCAAUGCAAAGGAGGGAGAUGGGGGUCCCCAAAUCUGCCGUGUAUGUGGGGAUAAGGCCACUGGUUAUCACUUCAAUGUCAUGACAUGUGAAGGAUGCAAGGGCUUUUUCAGGAGGGCCAUGAAACGAAAUGCCCGGCUGAGGUGCCCCUUCCGGAAGGGCACCUGUGAGAUCACACGGAAGACCCGGCGGCAAUGCCAGGCCUGCCGCUUGCGCAAGUGCCUGGAGAGCGGCAUGAAGAAGGAGAUGAUCAUGUCAGACGCAGCCGUGGAGCAGAGGCGGGCCUUGAUCAGGAAGAAGAAGCGAGACCGGAUCGGAACGCAGUCCGCGGGAGCCAAGGGUCUGACUGAAGAGCAGCGGACGAUGAUCAAGGAGCUGAUGGACGCUCAGAUGAAAACCUUUGACACUACCUUCUCCCAUUUCAAGAACUUCCGGCUGCCAGAGGUGCUCACCAGUGGCCGUGAGAUCCCAGAGUCUCUGCAGACUCCACUGGGGGAAGAAGCUGCCGAGUGGAACAAGAUCAGGGAAGAUCUGUGCUCACUGAAGGUCUCUCUGCAGCUGCGGGGGGAAGAUGGCAGCGUCUGGAACUACAAACCCCCAGCCGCCAGCAGCGGGAAAGAGAUCUUCUCCCUGCUGCCCCACAUGGCUGACAUGUCAACCUACAUGUUCAAAGGCAUCAUCAACUUUGCCAAAGUCAUCUCCCAUUUCAGAGACUGGGACCUGGGAGUGCGGCCGGCUGUCCUACUGCUUGGAAGACCCUGCAGGUGGCUUCCAGCAGCUUCUCCUGGAGCCUGUGCUGAAAUUCCACUACAUGCUGAAGAAGCUGCAGCUGCACAAGGAGGAGUAUGUGCUGAUGCAGGCCAUCUCCCUUUUCUCCCCAGACCGGCCAGGUGUGGUGCAGCGUGGCAUGGUGGACCAGCUGCAGGAACGAUUUGCCAUCGCCCUGAAGGACUACAUCGAGUGCAAUCGGCCCCAACCCGCCCACCGGUUCCUGUUCCUGAAGAUCAUGGCGAUGCUCACGGAGCUCCGCAGCAUCAACGCCCAGCACACCAGGCGGCUGCUGCGCAUCCAGGACAUCCACCCCUUCGCCACGCCGCUCAUGCGGGAGUUGUUCAGCAUCUCGGAUGGCUGAGCCCCUGGCCCGGGGCGCCUCCCUGGGGCAGCCACAGCCAGGGCCGUGGGGCCACUGCUGCUGGGCCUACACAGAGGACAUCGCUCAGAGCCGACCGCGUCCUGUGGGUCCUGCCUUCUCAGGGAAUUCACAACCACGCUGACGACACUAGCUUGUGUGCCGCAGGGAGGAGACAUGGGCCCCCCAGCCCCCAGCUCAGUCUGCGGAGAGCAAACUGAAAUCCUCAUAUGGAGAGUGCACUGGCCAAUGGGUCAGGUCCAUUAAGAGGCAAGGCCACUGUUCCCUUAGAAAAGGCCCUGCGGUCUGGGGAUUUCAUGUCGUGGUGGGAGAGGGGAAAGGGUGACCAGGGCUGUGCCAUCGGACAGUCUGUAUAGCUUCUUGAGUCUUUUAGCUGUUACCUCCGGUGCUCCCAUCUCCUGCUUCCCCUCACUCUUCACUCGCAGUCUUCGUUCCUGAGCUGCUUGGUGAGUUCCAGGCCUGUGUCAAUCAGCAGGGGCAUUAGUGUCUCGGCGUUUUCUAGAAAGAAGCCAGAAAGCCUGCACCACGUUAGGAGCUUGUCAUGACCACUCCGUGUGUCCAUUCUUCCCUCCUUCUGGCCACCUCAUUCCGUGUGUCUGCAUCCACCCAAACACAUUAUUAAGUACCAACAAUAUGCGACCUGCUGUGUGGUCUAUACGCGAACUCACACAUGGAUCCUGACCUUGGGAAAUUUAUAGUCCAGGAGAGAAAACAAAGCUGAAACACAAACAACUUCAAUCAAAAGGAGAAACAACAGGUGAAGAAAUCUUAUGAAGAAAUUUCUUUGUGUGGACGCUAAGCUAUGCGGUUCUGCAUGCACCCGGGGACCCAAGUGAGGGGUCCUUGGGACGUGUGUUUGCGGGAGGAAGGCACUGACUGGCUGUGUGCACAUGUGUGACUUGGUGUAGGUCUACUCGACGUCUGCACUGGGGCUCAGGUUUGCUCCCGAGGCUGGAACACUGGUGCGUUGUGACGAGGCUACACUGGACAGGCUGUUAUGUUAAUAAACGUGCUCCAUCGGCAUGUACAUAUGUUCCUGUUUACACGUCUAUUUUCAAAGCUAAAGAGCAUGGAAGUGUCUGCUCUGUUUGUACUAUUUUGAGUAAAAAUGUUUUUGCUUUUUCUGCCAAUUACAUUUUAACUAAUUUUACACAAGGCAUUCCCCAGGUAAGAACUAAGCUUAGCAAAUCUGUUCCUGGAUUUAAUGUCCCAUCAAGGCAGGAGGACUUACGUAACUUUCCACUAGAGAUUUAAACCUUUUUUUGCCUUCUUCUCAGGGGAAGAAGACAUGGGGGUGGGAAAAUAGAAAUGUCAUAUACAUAAUUUUUUUUUUACUACUUACUUUACUAUUGCCCGUUAUACAUCUGAAGACUGUUGGUGCAAGGACAUAAAAAUGCAUUCACUUGGUUUUCCCAUAAAACGAUUGUUUCAUUUAUAUAUUUCUGAAACAAUUCACUUAUAUAUUUAUACCAUAAUUUAAAAUGCAGUAAUUGAAUUACUUUUAAAAGUCUAAUAUUUUGAUGCAAAUGAAGCUACAAGUUAACUGACUUUUAAGAAACAGAUACUCGCUUAGCUUUUACCAUUUUACAGGAAGCAGGCCAAACUUGGAGAACAUAAGAAAUCAUCAAUACCAUAUAGCAAAGCAAGCAAACCUAUUUCCUGCUUUCCCUCCAGAUUUAACAGCCUCUUCUGCAUCAAGGAGAUAUAGAACAAACUUAUUUUUAGAAAAGAAACUGAGGUGGAAUAAACGCUCCUCUCUGCAAAUACAAUGAAUACAGAUUUUGCCCCCAGGAAUUUGUCUCAUUUGGAAAUAUAAAUUUCAUUCAACUGUAUUCAUAAAUCAUAUGUAUCUCUUUCUUCCCCAUUGGAAUGACUUUAUGAGUGCUAUUCAUUCAAGAGCCUGAAAUGGUUAAGUGUAGGCUUGAGUAAGGUGAGGGCAAGAUGAGAUUAAGAUGGGAUGUAAACUCUCAUCUCCUAGUGUUCAUUUAAAAAAAUACCCAGCAGGUCCCCAAACACUGAAUUAAUACUUACAGAUGAGGUCUGACAAUUAAGUUCGCGAACUCAUUGCAACAAUGUUGCUAACCUUUUUUGAUAUCAGAGGGAUUAUUCCUUAUUAAUUUGUACCAAGGGGACAAACAUUUAACCAAGUUUACUAUUUGGAAGUGCUGAAAAGGCAGCGUGAAAGUUAGAUAAAAACGAGCAAAACAUUUCACCACCAAUUCAUGGCUCUUGCAUCAUGACAAUGCACCAGCUCAAGCAGCACCGUCUGUGAGGGAGUUUUUA